Mytilus trossulus (common blue mussel) is the source of this 4463-nucleotide messenger RNA. RefSeq names its product ATP-binding cassette sub-family C member 5-like. The transcript has 32 exons. Gene Ontology annotation, molecular function: ATP hydrolysis activity; ATP binding; ABC-type transporter activity. Gene Ontology annotation, cellular component: membrane. Bases 110 to 4408 code for a protein of 1432 amino acids. The record is from RefSeq and is a predicted model, not a curated record. Gene Ontology annotation, biological process: transmembrane transport. Lineage: Eukaryota; Metazoa; Mollusca; Bivalvia; Mytilida; Mytilidae.
CUAGAACGAAAGUAUGCAGCUAUUGUUCUAGACUAUAAAACAGAAAUAAUCAGAGGAAAAACACUCAGUAAGGAAAAGGACUUCUGUAUGGCAAAGGAGAAAGUUCAGAAUGUCUGACAUCAAAAAGAAGAAGUCUGUUCCAGAACUACGGAAGUUUAGUAUAUUUACGGGACUAGACGAAUCGGCAAGGGAUAAAGAAGCACACGCUUAUGACAAUCCUGCCUUAUACAAUGGAGAAACAUGGAACGAAGCUGAAUUGAGAGAAUAUGAAAUAACACAAGAGGUGACAAAUGGCUUUACCAGUGGAGAAAUACAAGGUUCGCGGAAAUAUUCUACAGCUCUUAAAGUUCUGAAGCCCUUUAGACCAUCUUCAAAGGAUGGAAAAAUACCAAUUAAUAAAGCUGGUUUAUUGUCAUACAUGUUUAUGACCUGGAUGACACCUCUGGUCAUGAAGAUGUUUAAACAUAGAGAUGAGGAUCUAAAGGAGGAAGACAUCUGGGAAUGUUCAGAUUAUGAGACUUCCAAAAUUAAUACAGACAGACUAGAAGCAUUAUGGAACGAUGAAGUGAAAUCUAAAGGAGAGAACAAAGCUUCAUUUCUACGCUGUUGGUUGAAGUUCUGUCAGACUAGAAUUUUAGUCAGCUUGGUUAUUGUAGCAGUCAACGCUCUGUCAACUUUUCUGGUAUCGGGAUUCAUCAUAAAUGAAUUGAUUGCUUAUAUUGAAUCAGUUGAUAAUAAUAUCCUAUAUGGGAUUGGACUCGUCGUCACCAUGAUGGCAGCAAAUGUAGUGAGAGCUGGCACCUUCUGUGUUAUCGUUAUGUUUGGUGCUCAAACAGGUAUAAGGUUCAGGGCUGGAUUUCUAGGAUUGGCAUACCGAAAACUCCUCAAACUUCAAAAAAUAAAAGGAAAAAGUUUAGCGGAGGUUAUCAACAUUUUUGGAGGAGAUGCUAUCCGUGUAUACGUGAACUGUGUGACCUUUGUUUACAUUAUUGCCCUGCCAAUAUACAUGAUUAUCGGUACUGGAUAUACAUAUUACCUGCUAGGACCAUGGUGUUUCAUUGCCAUGGGGAUAUUUGUGUUGUGCUAUAUACUCCAGGGAGUAUUGACAAAAGGCGUCGAAAUUAUGCGCAGAAAAACGCUUCAGCAUACGGACAAACGUGUUAGAAAAAUGACAGAGGUGCUUAACAGUAUGAAGUUACUGAAGAUGUACGCAUGGGAAGAACCAUUUGAACACACAAUAUCUGAAAUAAGACAACAAGAGAAAAAAUACUUGCUGUACGCUGCCAUUAUGAAUUCAAUAAGUGCUGCUGUUAUCCCCGUUACUCCCACACUAGCAUCGGUGGCAACUAUAUCUACUUUUAGAGCCUUUGGAAAUGACAUAUCUGCUUCUACUGCAUUUGCAGUUGUCGGCACUUUAAAUUUUCUGAGAAUUAUCGUUGCUUUGAUUCCGUAUGCAACGAGAAUUCUUGGCGAAGUUCGUGUCAGUUUCGCCAGACUUAAGCGACUUCUCGUUCAAGAAGAGUUUAAGCCACACAGUGAUAAAUGUAUGAACCAAGAUAAUGCAGUAGAAUUGGACAAUGCGUUCUUUAUGUGGGAGGAUGCAAGUAUUUCAGAAAUGGGAGCGAAAGCGAAAGCUAAAAUGGAGGCAAAAAAUAAGGAAAAAAAUCGACGAGCUUCAAGGGGAUCAUUCAACAUAGAGAAAAUGAAUUUUACAGUACAAAAGGGAAAACUGAUUGGCAUAUGUGGCCCUGUUGGUUCAGGGAAGUCAUCAUUAAUGGCAGCUAUACUAGCAAGGAUGCCUUUUAUUUCUGGACAUGUGGCUGUGAAUGGUAGUAUUGCAUAUGCUGCCCAACAAGCUUGGAUAUUUAACGACACUGUACGAGAGAAUAUUUUAUUCGGAAAACCUUAUGAUCCAGAAAGGUAUCAAAGUGUUAUAUAUGCCUGUGGAUUGGAGCCUGACUUUUCUAUUCUUGAUGAUGGAGAUGAAACAGAGAUAGGUGACAGGGGAACAAAUCUAAGUGGAGGACAAAAACAGCGUGUCAGCUUGGCUAGGGCAGUUUAUAGUAACAGUGAUAUAUAUCUCCUUGACGACCCGUUAUCAGCUGUUGACGUCCAUGUAGGAAGGCAUCUUUUCCAUACUUGUAUCAAAAAGACGCUUGCUGGGAAAACAGUCAUCCUAGCAACUCAUCAACUACAGUAUCUAAAACACUGCGACGAAAUAGUAGCAUUCGAAGAUGGCGGUAUUGUGGAAAGGGGACAUCAUGAUGAAUUGUUAUUACAAAAUGGAUACUACAAAGACAUGAUGGAUAAAUUUCACUACCAUACAAAUACUUCAAUGGAAAAGCAAUUACCAAUACCAUCAAAGUCUAAAACAAAAGACACCGAAAAUUCUAUAAAAACUACAAAUGGUGUCCAAUCGGAAAAGAAAAGUCUCCCGAAAAAUAGUUCUGCCAACAGUGUGACGACAAACAGCUCUGCUGAUAAUGCAAAACCGCAAAAAGAAAAAGGUAAAUUAACAGAGCGUGAAGAAAUGGUGGUUGGUAAAGUGAAAUUUGGUACAUACAAAUCCUACAUCAAUGCAGCAGGUGGUUUUAUGGUCUGCUUAUUGGUGAUGCUGUCCUAUACCCUUACUAUGGGAUCUGUGGUAUUCAGUGAUUGGUGGCUUGGAAUUUGGAUUAACACUUUAAAUACGGAAUCGAUAAAUAAUGAAACAAAUAGCCUCAAGUUUGUUGAUUCAACGCCAUCAAAUUUAACUGGUGCUAAUCUUUAUUAUACCACGACUUCAAGCAACAAUACUAUAAACCCAUUGCCAUCUGAAGAGAAGAGUUCUGGCAUCGACUUUUAUUUAUUAGUAUAUGCUUCAUCAUUAGGUGGAAUAGUACUUCUAACAAUACUCAGAGGAUUCGCAGGAGCAACAACUACAAUUCGUGCUUCAGUUCGGCUACAUAACAUAGUACUAAAGAAGGUUAUGAGGGCACCAAUGAAAUUCUUUGAUUCCAAUCCUUCAGGACGAAUACUCAACAGAUUUUCAAAGGACAUGGACGAAGCUGAUGUGUUUCUACCACAGCUAAUCGACUCAUUGAUGCAGUUACUAAACACAAUAGCGUUAUCACUUUUGACCACAGCUAUAGUAUUACCCUGGAUCCUAGUUGCGAUGCUUCCAGUCGCAAUACUUUUUGCUAUUUUAAAGAAUAUAUCCAAUACAUCAGUAAGGCAAUUGAAGAGGGUUGAAAACGUAACUAGAUCACCGUUGUUGGCACAUGUUAACACAACUGCGCAAGGAUUAUUUACAAUAGUUCCAUUCAACCAACAAAAACAAUUUAUAGAAAGCUCAACAAAGCUGAUAGAUGUGACCAGCACAGCGACAUUUUUGUUUGAGAGUGCCAUGAGAUGGGUUGGAGUUAGACUUGAUUUAUCGUCGUCAAUGAUUACCGUGGCUACUGCAUUAGCAUUAGUUAUAACUAAAGGUUCAGUUGCUCCUGCUCUAGCAGGUCUCUCUCUGACAAUGUGCAUUAAGGUCGUUGGUAUAAUGCAGUUUAUGGUUCGUGUUAUGAAUGAAGUUGAGGCUCGGUUUACGUCCAUUGAACGGUUGCAUCAUUAUGAAAAGAACCUUGAAAUUGAACCUCAGACAUUUAAUACAACUCCAAGUGACAACUGGCCGAACGAAGGACGAAUAAUAUUCUCUAAAGUUGAAAUGAAAUACCGGGACAACAUGAAGCCGGUGCUGAGGAAUAUAUCAUUUGAUUUACACCCUCAAAUGAAAAUUGGCAUUGUGGGUAGAACUGGCGCAGGAAAAUCUUCCCUUGCUGCAGCGUUAUUCAGACUUGUUCAAUUGUCGGAAGGUCAUAUAUACAUUGAUGGAGUAGACGUUUCUCAGAUAGCUUUAAAAGUGUUGAGAUCAAGGUUGUCAACUAUUCCGCAGGAUCCUGUGCUUUUUGCAGGAACACUGAGAUACAAUCUCGAUCCUUUUGGAAAACAUCCAGAUUCAGAACUGUGGAGUUCACUAGAGAAUGUUCAUUUGAAGGAAAAGGUUCAGCAAUUUGAUCAAGAUCUCGACUAUCAAAUAGAGGAAAAUGGUGAAAAUUUCUCAGUUGGUGAACGACAGCUAAUAUGCCUAGCUAGAGCAAUACUAAGAAAAAACAAGAUUUUACUUUUGGACGAAGCAACAGCUUCUAUUGACACACAGACAGAUUCUCUUAUCCAAACAACUAUUAAAGAAGGAUUUAGUGAUUGUACAGUAGUGACAAUAGCUCAUCGACUAAAUACAAUUCUACACUCUGACCUCAUCAUGAUUAUGGACAAUGGAGAAGUGAUAGAAUCUGGUACACCACAAGAUUUACUAACAGAUCCACACUCAUUCUUCAAUGCUAUGAUAGCUGCACAAACAGUAAAAACUCCUUCGCCAUAGUAAUGGCAAUACCUUUUAUAAUAAUUCCAAUACCUUUUAUAAUAAUUCCUUUAUA